AGGCCCGCCCUCCGCUCGCCCGGCGCGGUAGACGGGUCCCGCCGAUCGGAGAAAGAGGUCCUGGAUGGUGCUUUUUGGAUAGCAGUGGCGGCUGAGCUGUGAGGGUUUCCCUGCUGUGGUCGGGCUACGGAGGCUCUGGCAGGUCGCGGGUGCCUGAGGUGGAAGAAGAAAGGCGCCACUUUGGCAUGAAGACAGACUCGCUUAGUCGUCAGUCAUUUAAGCUGAGUGCAUUGUGAUUUCCAAUAAUUGAGGCAGUAGUUCUAAAAGCUGUCUACAUUAAUGAAAAGAGCAAUGUGGCCAGCUUGACUAAGCCGCCAGCGUGUGCAGCGCGGGCAGGACGGCACCCGGGUCUCGGCGGACUUGUGCAUGUUAGCUGUUAGAUUUAUGUAAGGGUUUUUAAAACUCUGGUUUUUAAAAUAGUUUUACUGCUUUUAAUAUGGAGACAUAUGAGAGGCCCUCUCCUCUCCCGCGUGAGGCCGCAGGAGAAGCGAUGAUGGAGAGCCGAGCUUGCCUCUUCCGAGCGCUGCCCCGUGAACAGUCUCCACCACCUCCCCUGCAAACGUCCAGUGAUGCAGAGGUAAUGGACGUUGGCUCUGGUGGUGAUGGACAGUCCGAACCCCCUGCUGAGGACUCGUUCAACUUCUACGGAGCUUCUCUUCUCUCCAAAGGAUCCUUCUCUAAGGGCCGCCUCCUCAUAGACCCGAACUGUAGUGGCCACAACCCACGCACCGCCCGGCACGCACCUGCGGUCCGGAAGUUCUCCCCUGAUCUUAAGUUGCUUAAGGAUGUAAAGAUUAGCGUGAGCUUUACCGAGAGCUGCAGGAGUAAGGACAGGAAGGUGCUGUACACAGGAGUGGAGCGCGGCACUCGGGCAGAGUGCGGUUUUGUCCUUAGUCCUGUCAGUGGAGACGUGCAUGCUUGUCCCUUUGGCGGGAGUGUUGGUAACGGGGUAGGAAUAGGGGGUGAGAGUGCUGAUAAGAAGGAUGAGGAGAAUGAGCUGGAUCAGGAAAAGAGAGUGGAAUAUGCAGUGCUCGAUGAGUUAGAAGAUUUUACUGACAAUUUGGAGCUAGAUGAAGAAGGAGCAGGCGGGUUCACGGCUAAAGCAAUCGUUCAAAGAGACAGAGUGGACGAAGAAGCCUUGAAUUUCUCCUAUGAGGAUGAUUUUGACAAUGACGUGGAUGCUCUGCUGGAAGAGGGCCUAUGUGCUCCCAAAAAGAGGCGAAUGGAGGAAAAAUACGGAGGAGACAGUGACCAUCCAUCCGAUGGAGAGACAAGUGUGCAGCCAAUGAUGACCAAGAUUAAAACAGUGCUCAAAAGUCGUGGUCGCCCACCUACAGAGCCAUUGCCAGACGGGUGGAUCAUGACAUUCCAUAACUCCGGAGUCCCCGUGUACCUGCACAGAGAGUCUCGGGUGGUCACCUGGUCCAGGCCAUACUUCUUGGGAACGGGAAGCAUACGGAAACAUGACCCUCCUCUAAGUAGCAUCCCAUGUCUGCAUUACAAGAAAAUGAAAGACAAUGAAGAACGGGAACAAAGCAGUGACCUCACACCCAGUGGGGAGGUGUCCCCUGUCAAGCCUCUAAGCCGAUCCACAGAGCUGGAGUUCCCCGGCGAAGAGCCUGACUCUCUGGGCACUGACUUGGGGCCUCCGGAUGAGAAGGACCCCCUGGGGACUGAGGCUGCGCCUGGGGCACUGGGGCAAGUGAAGGCCAAAGUUGAGGUGUGCAAAGAUGAAUCAGUUGAUCUUGAGGAAUUUCGGAACUACCUGGAGAAGCGUUUUGACUUUGAGCAAGUUACUGUGAAAAAAUUCAGGACUUGGGCCGAGCGGCGGCAGUUCAACCGAGAAAUGAAGCGGAAACAGGCUGAGUCCGAGAGGCCUAUCCUGCCAGCCAAUCAGAAACUUAUCACUUUAUCUGUACAAGAUGCACCCACAAAGAAAGAAUUUGUCAUUAAUCCUAAUGGGAAAUCCGAGGUGUGCAUCCUGCACGAAUAUAUGCAGCGUGUCCUCAAGGUCCGCCCCGUUUACAAUUUCUUUGAAUGUGAGAACCCAAGUGAGCCUUUUGGUGCCUCGGUGACCAUUGAUGGUGUGACUUACGGAUCUGGAACUGCAAGCAGCAAAAAACUUGCGAAGAAUAAAGCUGCCCGAGCUACGCUGGAAAUCCUCAUCCCUGACUUUGUUAAACAGACCUCUGAGGAGAAGCCCAAAGACAGUGAAGAGCUCGAGUAUUUUAACCACAUCAGUAUUGAGGACUCACGAGUUUAUGAGCUGACCAGCAAGGCUGGACUGUUGUCUCCAUAUCAGAUCCUCCACGAGUGCCUUAAAAGAAACCAUGGAAUGGGUGACACGUCCAUCAAGUUUGAGGUGGUUCCUGGCAAAAACCAGAAGAGCGAAUAUGUCAUGGCCUGCGGCAAGCACACAGUGCGCGGGUGGUGUAAGAAUAAAAGAGUUGGCAAACAAUUGGCCUCCCAGAAGAUCCUGCAGCUCCUGCACCCCCAUGUCAAGAACUGGGGGUCCUUAUUGCGCAUGUAUGGCCGUGAGAGCAGCAAGAUGGUCAAGCAGGAGACCUCGGAUAAGAGUGUGGUGGAGCUCCAGCAGUACGCCAAGAAGAACAGGCCCAACCUGCACAUCCUGAGCAAGCUGCAGGAGGAGAUGAGGAAGCUGGCGGAGGAGAGGGAGGAGACGCGGAAGAAGCCCAAGAUGACGAUCGUGGCAUCUGCCCAGCCUGGUGGCGAGCCCCUGUGCACUGUGGAUGUGUGAG
Molecule: messenger RNA, 2759 nt
Organism: Orycteropus afer afer
Lineage: Eukaryota; Metazoa; Chordata; Mammalia; Tubulidentata; Orycteropodidae
Gene: DGCR8
Product: DGCR8 microprocessor complex subunit
Biological process (GO): primary miRNA processing
Cellular component (GO): microprocessor complex
Molecular function (GO): double-stranded RNA binding; identical protein binding; primary miRNA binding
Source: RefSeq, a predicted model, not a curated record